Messenger RNA from Bombina bombina (fire-bellied toad), 2151 nucleotides. RefSeq names its product alanyl-tRNA editing protein Aarsd1-B. Gene Ontology annotation, biological process: regulation of translational fidelity; alanyl-tRNA aminoacylation; protein folding. The transcript is spliced from 13 exons. Gene Ontology annotation, molecular function: alanine-tRNA ligase activity; Hsp90 protein binding; Ser-tRNA(Ala) deacylase activity. The coding region runs from base 171 to 1409 and encodes 412 amino acids. The record is from RefSeq and is a predicted model, not a curated record. NCBI's taxonomy places the organism in Eukaryota, Metazoa, Chordata, Amphibia, Anura, Bombinatoridae. Gene Ontology annotation, cellular component: cytosol; nucleus.
CUAGGUUUUAUCCAGCAUGGCUGCUGCUCGCUGCUAGGUACUGUCCUCAGCAAGAACACGUUAGGUUGUGACAUAUAAGAGCUAACGAUAAUUACUAAUAGUGUGUGGACAGUUCUCAUCUGAGCCAAGAACUUUUAUACUAUCUACAACAAUUUCUUGUUGGAAUCAAGAUGGCAUUUCAUUGCCAGAGAGACAGUUAUGCAACAGAGCUGAUGACGGAGGUCGUGUCUUGCUCUCCUGCUAAACUGAAAACUGAGAAUGGGGGAAAAAAGGAGACGCUUUCUGGGUUUAAUGUCAUAUUAAAAGAUACUGUACUAUUCCCUGAAGGAGGAGGUCAGCCUGAUGAUAGGGGUUUUAUCGGUGAGGUCCCCGUGCUUCGUGUCACUCGCCAAGGACCUGAUGCUGUACAUUUUGUGUCCUCCCCACUGGAUCCUGGCACCCCUGUUCUCACUAGAGUGGACUGGGACAGGAGGUUUGAUCACAUGCAGCAACAUUCAGGCCAGCACCUGAUCACAGCCAUUGCUGAUUCCUUGUACGGCUUCAAGACAACAUCUUGGGAGCUUGGGCGCCAGCGUAGCUUCAUUGAGUUGGACACUCCGACGGUCACAAAUGAACAGACUGAAACUAUAGAGAAGCUUGUGAAUGAGAAGAUCCGUCAGCGUGUAGCUGUCAUUGUGAGAGUGAUUUCAGUGGAGGAUCCUGAGUUUGAUAAGGUUAGGAGUCGGGGUUUGCCAGAUGACCAUGCUGGGCCGGUCAGAAUAAUUGACAUUGAUGGAGUUGAUGCCAACAUGUGCUGUGGCACUCACGUUUCAAACCUCAGUGAUUUACAGGUAAUUAAGAUUUUGGGUACAGAGAAAGGAAAAAAGAACAAGACCAACCUCAUUUUCCUGGCAGGAGAAAGAGUUCUGAAACAUGCAGCUCGGAGCUACGGCACUGAAAAGGCCUUAACAUCCCUUCUAAAGAAUGGGCCAGAGGAACAUGUGGAAGCUGUGGAUAAAUUGCAGAAAACUGUACGUUUGCUUCAGAAGAAUAACUUAACCUUGCUUAGAGAUCUUGCCGUCCUUACUGCCCAAAGCUUCAACAGCAGAACAGACAGAGGGAAAAUCUUCUGUUUACACAAAAAGGAAGGUGAUAAUGAGUUUAUGAAUAUUAUUGCUAAUGAAAUUGGAACAGAGGACACACUCGUCUUUCUAACUGUGGGGGAUGAAAAAGGUGCUGGAUUGUUCCUUCUCUCUGGACCAGCAGAACACGUUGAGAAAUUGGGACCAAGGGUUUCCGAAAUCCUGGAUGGGAAAGGAGCAGGGAAACGUGGCCGUUUUCAAGGCAAGGCCAAUAAGAUGAGUCAGAGGGGUGAUGUUGAGAAACUGCUACUGGAGGUCAUGAACGGGCCUUGUCUGACAGAAGAAUAAGGUUCUUACAGAGCUAUACAGGAAAGCUGCAUGGUCUCAGAAGAAUUUAUUUUGACAUAAAAAUUACCUGCAAUGAUGUCUCACCAAUUAGCCAUACAAAACUUUCAAUACUAGUUCUAUAUUAUUUUUAUUUUUCAACAAAGUGUUGCUCCUACAGUUGGAAUUAUUUAUUUACAUUGUUUGAGACAGUUUCAAGGGUUAAUAUAGUGUUGCUAUUGUAUAGGUAAUACAACUGCUAAAGAGACAUGUAACUUGUAUAUAAAAUAAAAUGGUUGUUGCUAAAUCUUAUGUGUCAUACUUGUGGCCCCCAAGGCAGAACAUGCUGUGUCUUCCAAUAGCACUGUGCUCAAAUAGCACAGUGCAGCCAGAGCAAAUGCUUUUUGAAGAGAACAGUCAAGUACAAAGAACAGCGUUGUAAAGCAGCAAUGCAUUGAUUGAUGACUGUCUCCUUGAAUGUAAGACAUUCUUGUUAGCAAUGCACCUUUUUAUUACUAAAUUUUUACCUUAUAUAUGAUGUAAAACUUAGCAAAACAUCUUUCUCUGCAGUAAAUUUUGCAAUGCAAUUUUCAACUUCUACAAUAUAUUAUAAAACUUUAAAAAUGCCUUUAAUCUUCAUUUAAUAGACACAUUGCAAUUGAGCUAGUGCUUUAGUUUAACUGACUAAUUUAAAAUUGAUUUUCAUUUCAAAAUGACCUGCAAAAAAAAUGUUCUCACAAAAAUAAAUCUCUGUGCUUGUGGCUGA